This is a messenger RNA of Oreochromis aureus, 5417 nucleotides long. It is a transcript of the gene ice1, whose product is annotated as KIAA0947-like (H. sapiens). The coding region runs from base 150 to 4856 and encodes 1568 amino acids. The record is from RefSeq and is a predicted model, not a curated record. The transcript is spliced from 20 exons. Lineage: Eukaryota; Metazoa; Chordata; Actinopteri; Cichliformes; Cichlidae.
UCCUUGGUCAACGUGGGAGACGCGAAAAUGUGAAGUUGUUUUGAACAUAGGCGACCCGUCGUGGAGUUUGUGACACUAAGAUAUGAAAGUUCUCCGUUUUCAGAAUAAAACGUAACGUCUGCCUGGGUAUCGGUGGGAUUUUUCUUACUAUGAUGCCAGGGGAGAAUCAGUCCAAAGCGUUGGCAAUCGCCGCGGACGCGACGACUGGAAACUGUCAAAACUGCUCUGUUUUGCAGCAGACUCUGGCUGAAUAUGUGUCUUCAUUCCUGGCACUAAAACAGAAGAUAGCGGUUUCAGAUGACACAAUCAGGCUUCAGCAGCAGCUGGAAGAGCUUCAGAUCCGACUGGUUACUCUGGAGAAAAAGACGGCUGAUUAUGAAUCGGUGCAAGCAGAACUGGAAGAAAAGAAGAGUGCACUUAAGAUGUAUGAACAACUAUCUGAAGAGGUGGAAAAACUGAAGGUGGAAAAAAGCAAGACAAUAGCAGAGAACAAAAAGCUUGAAGACCAGCUAAAAAAUGUUAAAGAUUUGGCAGACAAACAAACACUUGAAAAUGCACAGCUGAAAAGAGAAAAGGCUGUGGUGGAAAACGAUUUGCUGAUAUCUCAGACAUCCUUGCAGAAAUCUCAGGCACAAGCAGAGCAAGCUGAAAAACUCAUGGAUGAAAACGCCAAGAUGACAAGCACAAAGGACCACCUUGAAAGUAAAAUCAGAAUUCUUGAAGAUUCAGUUUGCCAACAGAAGCAUCAAAUUUCCCAACUGACCAAAGAGAAGACCAUACUAGAGAAAAAUAUCAACGAUCUACAGGUGAGACUGAUGAAACUGGAAAGGGAAAGGAACAAAGAAUACAGGAGCACAACAACUCAAGCAAGUGCACCUGCAGAGCCUAAAAUUGACAAAGAAAAGUUCCGGAUGUUGCUAGAGAACUUGUGGGCAUGUGUAGACCCAGAGCAGGAGGAGUCUGUAAACCAGCUGCACUUUCCCGAGUCCAGAGUUCCUCCUUCCUCUCCACAAGCCACACUGCACUCUCGUGUGAGUAAAAUGUCCCCAUUUGGUUCUCCGAAGAUCAGUGAACCCCACAGUUUCCACAUACCAGCGAAAGCAACUUGUACACCAUUAAAACAGUCUCCUCGUACACAGGAUGCCAUCAAGCACAAAGCAUCUCUUCAGUGCUCUGGUGAAAGAAAGCAGGCAGGCACUCCGAAAAAGAGCAAGCGAUCACCUAAGGCACGCAAAACUGCUGAGUCAAGUACGGAGAUGGACACAUUAUCUCUUGAAGAGAUAAUCAGAUUGUUUAAGCCCAUGCCUCCCAGUAUUUCACCACUUCCAGAUUUGGACACUGAGGUGGAAUCCAUGAAAAUGGAGGUUCGAGAAAAUGAAAGUCAUUCUAAACCCUGUGAGGACCGUCCUGCUCUUAAACAAGAGCAGACCUUACACGUCGCCACAUCACCAUCAAGCCAAAGGAGUCCAAAAUCGGCUGCACUUCAAACGGAGGGGAAUGCAGACUUUUCGGUAGUCACAGAUGAGGGAGAGGGGGAAAUUUCCAAUGAAAAGGACUUUGAACAAACCAAGUUUGGCGGCAUUCCUAAAGUUAUUGACAAAAUCGCUACAGAUAUGAGAGGAAUACAUCCUCAAAACGACAUGCUGAUUGAACAGGAGCCAUCAUCUGCACAGCUAUCACCACCAUCAUCCUCGUUUUCCACAUCAAGCUUUACGGGAUUGAUUGAGGCUGUGCCAUUACCCACUGAAAGUACACUUCUAUCCUGUAAUCCUGGCAUCAGUAGAAUCUCUGAAAAUGAAAAUGCCUUAGAAGAUGCAAAUAGUGAUCUCUCAGAGACUGUAACAAGCAUGGAUGUUGACAUGAGCCCUAGUGACAUUACUGAUAACAAAACAGUUGCUCCUGAUGGUGGAGAGUCAGCCCUAAUAGGUGACUCUAUGGAAGGCAUCGUGGUUGCAGCUACACAAAAUAGUUCAGACAUUGAAAAAAAUACUCUGGAUUCUUUUAAACUUCAGGACAGUACACGGUCUGGCUGCAAGGACUCUGAUAUACCUGAACAUACUCCAAGUUCAUCAGGCAGCAGUGACAGCAUCACUGCUGUCUCUAAUGAACAUCUUGAAGAGAAAUUGGAAGUUGAUGAAAGCAUCAAACUUCUUGGGAAGGAGGAUGGGAAUGCACAGGGGACUGUAGCAGCUUGUCCUGCAUCAUCAACCUGUAAUAAUAUACCUCCACCCCCUUCAUCUCCGUUGUUAAAGAAGGAAGAUGACCAGUCCGAUGCUGAUCAGGAAUCUGGCCAAGCAAAUGUUGAACCUCUUAGAAAAAAGGAUGCUGACAUAGACAUAGUGACCAACUUCCAAGAAACAAAUACUGUAAACUGUGAAUCUCUGAAAGAAAGUGCACAUUCUCUUUGCAAGCAAGUGAGUCCUUCCUGCCUUUUACCCUCUAUAAAGCUGCAGGCUUUGGAUAGUCAUCCAGGAAAAUUGAACGUUGAUGUUAACAUAGACCACGUCUCAACAAACAAACCAAUUCCUUUUCCAAAUUUAGAGAAAGAAUGUGACAUUGAAAAAGCUACUGUUGAAGAUCUUCCUCAGCACAAAAUACACACCAGUAGUAGUACGUCAUUGGAGACGAUGCCUGAUUCCCCAGAGACAAAUACUGUAAACUGUAAAGCUGCAAAAGAAGACAGACAUUCUCUUUGCAGCCAGUUGAGUCCCUCAUGUCUUUUGCCCACUGUAAAGCUGGUAUCUUUGGACACUCAGCCAAACCCAGGAAUAUUGGAUGCUGAUGUUCAGACAGAAAUUAUUUCAACAAACAUACAGUCGCCUUCUUUCAGUUUAGAGGAACAAGGUGUCACCAAAAGUGCUACUAAUGAAGACCAGGCUCAGGAUAAAAUGAAGGGAGGUGAUACUACUCCAUUAAUUCAGAAUCCUGCUGCAGAAGGACAAGAUAAAUCUUUGGAUUUGCAAAUGGUAGAGCCUGAAAAUCUAGUAAGAGAGGAAAAAACUACCUCAGGAGGAAGUUCAGCUGAAGCUCAGGCUCCAGAGUGCAUAAGCAAUGUUCGUGGCGAAAUGGGUCCUCCACUUCCUCGUCUCCUUACCCCUUUGAAGACUCCUCCGAAGAUCAACAGAUCUAUCAACCCAAGGCAGGCUAUUGGGAAACUCUUAUUUCCUUCACCCAUGGAUGGAAUUGAAUCUCCUACUUCACCUACUCAGACCAACAGAACACCGAACCGUCAUCAGCUGAGUUCUUUAUCCACAAACAGCCCACUCCCUCUAAAUGGAGUCCCCUCAUCACCACUUCAGUUCGGCUCUGCCACGCCUAAACAUGCUGUGCCAGUCCCUGGUCGCCUACCUUUGACAGCAAUGAGUUCUUCUCCUUCAUCAUCCUCAGCGACGCCAUCUCAGGAAAAUUCCAUGAGAUUUCUCGACACCAUGUAUCCAGAGCUCUCUGCCCGGGCUCGUACUCUGAGCAUUCUUCGAGGCAAUGUCAAUCUCAACAUUUGCUCAUCCGAGAGCGGAACAUUACCGACAACCGACAGUCAGAAGUCUAGCUUUAAAACUAUAAACUCCACUUCAACGGCCUUCACAAAGACUGAAGUGAGGGGAGAAAAAAGGCCUGCCAUCGGUAUGCCGCAGCCUAAAAGCAGUAAAUGUCUCAGGCUUGACCAGGCUGCUGGUGUGACUCACAAUCAGGUGCUUACGUCCUCUUCAAAAAGUGCAGACGACACCUCAUCAGCCCAGAAUCUGACACUAGAACAGCUGAAAACUGAGACAAUCUCUUCAUCCCUGAAAUCUGUAGAACAUCCACAGAAAAAUCUUAUAGUUAACUCUUUAAGGAAAAUUGAAGACCAGUGCUUUGAUCUGCUGCCUGUGAUCCGGAGCCAUCUGCAUGUUGGUAACCUUCCCAAAAAGCCCGUCUUAAGAGAUGAGGAGAAGGAGGUCAUCGCUGAAGUUUGCCAGAGCAGCUCAGCAGAUGACAUGACUGUGGCCAUCCUGAACAAACUGAAAGCUGGGAAAAUGGACCUGAGUGGAAACCACGUGCAGGCCCUCUGCAGAGUCUACACUGGGAUCUGUAGGAAGAGGAGAGACGUGGAAAAGGCUCGUGUCCUGGCCUACAGCCUCCUAAUAGAAGAUUUUCCAGAUUCUGCGAAGCUGAUUUUAUUUAUGGUGACAACAUGGCCCAACCUUCUCACACACACCAGUUCUCUGUCCCAAGCCAUUCAUGCCGUCACCAAACUAAGAGCACCAGAAGAGCUUCUCAGCUGCCUUUUAGCAUUUCUUGGUUGGAACAAGACUCCUCCCUGUGACAUUGACGAGCUGAUCUCCAGAACUCUGUCUGAGAUCAGAUCGGGAUCAAAUUUGUCCUUCACAAAACACAGUCGGUACGGGGAGGACCUUGGAGCCGAGGCUUGGGAACACGUCUAUGCACUGCACCUUCUUUGUACAAACAAGAAGUGGAAGUGGACCUAUGAUAAUUUACUAGGCAAGGAGUUGUGGCCACUGAUGAACAGUUGGGUAACAAGACCGCAACAACAGCCCAUCUCUGAUGUGGCUGUCGCUACUGUGCUCCGACUCAUAGGAUGCCUUGGUCAGCUGGGGCUGAAGGAGAAGUGUAUUUCCACUGUGGUCACUAUUGCCAAUGUCAUCAAUACAUUUGGUAGGCAUGGACCAGCUGAAGGUGUGCCAUGGGAGGUGCAAUUAGCAGCCGUCUACUGCAUCUAUGACCUGUCUCCGUGCAACCCCAAACAAGCCCUGGAAGCCCUUGCAGAAUGGAGAGGAGAAACAUCUCAAAGUGUCCCUCCUGCUGUCACUAGCUGCAUUAACCAGCUAGCCUGUAUUUGUAGACAGGCCAACAGCUGAAGUGCACAAAUCCACAGACAUGACAGUCUGUCCCCUUUUUUUGGAAACGGAUGCAUAAAUUGGCGCUGAUUUAAACUUACUGGGUGACUCACAAGCAGUUAGAAAUUGGUGGUUCUAAAAUUUUAAAACGUCCAGCAGACUGCUUUUUUUGUUUUAAUUUUUUUAUGUGCACUUCUACUCUAAAAUUAUAUAAAAAUGUUUAUAUUUCUGAAUUUUGUAGCAGUUUUUGUUUUUUAAAUUGAAACUUUGCCUGUAGCAAAUGUACUGGUAUAGCUUCUGUUAUACUCGGGUUAAUGCUGUAAAGUCUGUACAGUGUGCAUAUGUGUGUUGUUGCUAUGUAUGUUUCUCUGCUGAAGUUUACAGUUGUAGCAUCAGUGUCUGUAUUCAUGAAAAAUAGGAUUGCCAAAGUAAAUAUGUUGUACAGUUAAAAGCUUGAGAGAUUAUUUAAUUGUUUUGGGGGGGCGGUUUUCAAAUUAAAAUGUCCGAAUUUUGACCUAAGUUGUGUUCAUUUGCUGCAGUCUCUAUUAACCUAGGUCUUCUCAGCAAUGUGUGCAUAUUUCA